UCGUUCAUACGGUGAGAAGAAAGAAUGAUGACUGUUUUCCAGAUCAUCUUUCUCCAUCGUUACCACUCUCUCCCUCUUCCAAAAUCAAAUUUCAAACAAAGCCCUUAUUUCCAUACUUAACGUAUAUAUGUAUAAUUGCGUAGGAUUUUAAUUAGGGAUUCAUUCUUCAUCAUCAUCAAAAAUGAAAAACCCAAUAAUUUCCGCCCAUGAUUCUCCUUUUCCCCACCAACCCCAUUUAGUCCAUACAUGUUCUUUUUCUGUUCCCUUGUACAGCUGAUCAGAACCCACUUCUCCCUAUUGAGUUUUGACCCACUGCCACUCCUUUUCCACCUCAGUUCUAGGAUUUUCUUUUUUCUUCAUUGAAUCUCCUUUUUCUUAGUUUUAGGUUCUAUUGCGGGAUCUUUAUGCCUCCUCAUGACCUCAUCUAUUUCAAACUAAAAUUUCUUCUGUUCAUCCCAAUUUUCAUGUAUAAAUAGUUGAAAAGAUCAAUUUCCCCACGAAAAGUUUGUUUAAAUUUGGCUAAUUUAAGUGAUAUGGCUUAUCAACAACACCAGUCUCUCCCGGGUCCAAUCACAGGUUCGGGUUUGGGAGGGCUUCAAUACAUGAAUUCUCCAUAUGGGGAUACCACUCUCACUAAGGUUUUUGUUGGAGGGCUAGCCUGGGAGACGCAAAGUGAGACCAUGAGGCGGUAUUUUGAGCAGUUUGGGGAGAUUAUUGAAGCUGUCGUCAUUGCUGAUAAGAAUACUGGCCGAUCCAAAGGAUACGGUUUUGUGACUUUCUGGGAUCCUGAGUCAGCUAGAAGAGCAUGUGCUGAUCCAACUCCAAUUAUUGAUGGAAGACGUGCAAAUUGUAAUUUGGCUUCUCUUGGGCGAUCUCGUCCAGCACUUCCAUAUGUUAUGCAAAUGCCUGAUGUUGGGUUGGAAAUGUACUUGUGCUGUGGCUGUGAACUUUUGUAAGUGGGGUCAUAGUUAUUAUCU
Olea europaea var. sylvestris is the source of this 977-nucleotide messenger RNA. Its product is annotated as probable RNA-binding protein ARP1. Lineage: Eukaryota; Viridiplantae; Streptophyta; Magnoliopsida; Lamiales; Oleaceae. Bases 534 to 956 code for a protein of 140 amino acids. Gene Ontology annotation, molecular function: RNA binding. The record is from RefSeq and is a predicted model, not a curated record. The transcript has 4 exons.